AUGCAAAGGCAGGACGACCCUCGCCGCUCAGAUCAAGCCUACGAUGCGUACAGCCAACCGGUGUCGUCGAGGCAUGGGGCUGCCUCGUCCUUCAGGUCGUCGCUAAGCGAUGCCCUGUGCAUGCCACCUCCAGGUGCAACGCCCAAAGCGACUACCAGCUCGCAGCGUACAGGGCACGGGACCGAAGCCGCCGGCUCGAGCAUUGGCCAGACGGCUCAGACGCCGAUCGGUCCGUCACUUCGAGCGUACCGGCACUCCCACGGCCGCGCAUCUGAUACAGGCCACACGGCCCGGUCAGGAGUGCGUCAUGCCUCGUCGGCCGGCCUUGAGAGCAUGUACAGCCUUUCGCUGGCCGGACACGAGGCGUUCGCCACAUCGCCCGACCAUGGCGGGCCACAGCCAUGGACGCGGCAAGACCAAAACCAUGCCACUGCGGGACAGUGGCUCCCGCACCCUCAUCACACGACUCGAGAUUCGACCAUGUUGCUUCCCUUUAAUAUCGAGUCGGCCACGUCCCUGCUCGCCCCGCCUGCUGGAGGCGUGCCUCCAGCAUCAAUCAGACCUCUGGCCGACUCCGGCAUGCCUGCAUCAUGGGCCGAGGCGAAUAAAGCCACCGAAGCGGAGCUCAGCUCGUCGAUCCCGAAGCAGGGCCGACAUGGCCAUCUCACGCCAGGCCGUCCGGAACGGCCCAUCAUGUUUGAGCCGGCAGCGACCCUUCGAUCCCAUCCCAGCUACGCAGAAGCCCAGCUGCAACAACAGCAGGCACCGCCUGGGCCCUUCGGCAGCUUCUGCCAUAGCACUAAUCUUCACCUCGCGGGGGCCUUUGGCGAGGACACCCCUGCUACGUCUACGAGAUUCCAGCACACACCACAGCAGACCAGAUCGGCCUCUCCGAGCCAGUGGUCUCCAGCCUACACGUCGCCAACCUUUUCGGCCGUCGCCACCGAGCGGGGCUCGCUCGGAUCGGCCUUCGCGUACCAGACACCCAGCAUGCGUGAGCAGGCGCUGCCCGCCGACAACGCUCUCGACAGCGUGGGGUCGUACCGCAGCAGCCUGCACCAAGCCUCGCCGACCUUUCAUCGAAGCGCCGCCUCUGUCACCGCCCGACCGCUCGAGAUCAGCCCCCGAUCGGUGGUCGGCCCAUCGGCUGAGGGCGGACGUGAGAUUGGGAUGCAAGCAGUGCCUCUGGCACCAUCGUUUGGCUCCCUGGGGUCUGCUGCCAUGCAAUCUAGUCAACAAGAACGAGAGGGCGAGAUGCGCUUCGAAGCUGUUCCCCUGAUGCCUCUUCCACCGACGACACGGCGACCGGUCAGCGCGUCUUCGCUGCUCGCUGCCACGGCCAGGGUGUCGUUGCAGAGUCCACAGGUCAGCAUCAGCAGCCUCGAUGCUGCCAACAUGGUCCCGUCCAGCGCAGGUUCCACUCGCUCCUCGUACUCUUGGCUCGGCAACCUUUCGAGUGUCGAGCUUCAGCCUACUCCUUCAGAUGCCGCGGCCGUUGCCGAUCCAACGACGGGCGGCGAUUCCGCCUUGGCCCGAGAGCUGGGCUUGGGACUCGACCUGAUGCCCGAGGAGAGGGAUCAUGAGAUGAUCGAGCACCUCGCACCGGAAGCGCCGGUACAGCCCAUGGACGACGACGAUGUCGCGAUGCACGUCGACGAAAUGGGCCGCCUCACGUUCGGGAUGACCCAGCGACGAGGUUCGACGACGAGCGUCAGCACAGGCUCGCUCGGGUUCGACUCGGCGAGCAGCCGACCGCGCCACGGGCUGUGGCACCAGAGCGACGCCUCCUGGAUCACCGGCGACGGCAGCUGGCUAGCCUCGACUGGGCCGUCGUCGGUGGACAACUCGUUCCAAGAAGACUCGAUCGGCUCAGCCGCUGGCAAAGCCAUCAGAAAUCGCCUUUCCCUGCAGCAAGCACCGGUCUCGAGGUCAGCAGCGAGGCGAUCCACCAGCCGCCCGACAUCGUCGUCCGGCGUCACCGCUGCCGUGAUGCUGUCGCGCCCGCCGUCCUCGGACGCUCGUCCGUCGGACACGGCUCAGAGGCCAACGACGGGCGACUUCAGCGAGUUUGGCCAAUCCGUGCCCAUCGAGUCGAUGGCUGAUGAAAGAUGGCGGACCUGGCUGCGAGGGCGGGAUGCAUCCGAUCGCAGUGCGAGCGGGACGGCCCAGAGCCCGCCCAAUAGUGCGGCGGUUGAGCCGGCUCCGCCUUCGGCCACGCCGGGUCGGGCGAGGCUGAUGGUGGAACCAUACUCCAAAGCAUCCUCGAGGAACGCCCGGCCCAGCAGCGCGACGAGCACGAGCAGCAGAAGCUCGACGGGAGGCAUAGGCACCGUCGAUCUGGCGUCAACACCGUCCUCGGCUGGCCCAACGAGGCCGAGGUCGACGCUGAUGGCGACCGGCGCUUCUGUGCCGUCGCGGUCGACGUCGACCUCUCGAUCGUCGUUUUCGUCGGGCGCCGAUCGCGUCCAAGAGCGCAAGGCCUCGUCGGUCUCGGCGCUGCGUCGCGCUCGCGGCCUGUCGCAGAGCGGCCUGAGCAGCCUGAGCUCGAGUCGGAUCAUGGAGUUGAGCCGGUCUUCGGAUUCUAUGGAGCCGCGCAGGGCAAACAUGGCUGCUAUGCAGCGCGUGACGAGCCUCGACACUGGCAAGGCGGGCGCCCUCGGCACCUCGCAGCGCAACUGGAGCCGACCCAUGAGCCACCUACAGACCGAAGACAGCGCCUCGGCCUCUGCUACGCCCCCCGUGGACGUGGACGAGGAUCCCGCACCCGCUGCCUCGUCCACCUCGCCGCCCAAGGUAGGCUUCAACGAGGUGUCGGUUGCGCUCGACACGCUUCGAAUCUUUCUGCAUCAGAAGUCGGCCGUCAAUCGCCCGUCUUCGCGCGAGACGAGUCAGACGAGCGACUCGACGCCCAGCGACCACAGCAGCGGUGGCACCAUCGGCGUCCCGCAGCGGACUCUGCGUCGGGCAAAGGGCACACUGCCGCCUCGAGGCUCGGUCACCAUCAGCGAUGACGUCGAAGCAUCCCUCGCCAAGCCCGGCGGUAGCGGAGUCGGCGAGAGCAAGGCCAAGGCGGCCAAGGGCGUCGGGCAUGGCCGCGUUCAGAGCAUGGGCGCCCUGCCCCUAGCGGGAUCCAGCCGGGAACAGGACCGCCUGGCGGUCUUGCAGGACCUGUCGGAACGCAUCCGCCGUCUCAAAGAAGCUAGCGAGUCGGGCCGACACCCGCCCAGCGCCCGGCCCAAUGCCGUCGGCCAGAGCACGGCUCAUCCGGCAGCGGCGGCGGCGUCGUCGUCGUCGUCGCCAGCUGCACAUUCACCGCGUCGAGCGCAGCCCUCGCCUGCGGACCAGUCCCGACGCCAGAUGCACGAGGAAUUCCUCGCGGCAAGGGCGAGGCAGCGUUGA
Messenger RNA from Pseudozyma flocculosa PF-1, 3399 nucleotides. RefSeq lists its product as uncharacterized. Lineage: Eukaryota; Fungi; Basidiomycota; Ustilaginomycetes; Ustilaginales; Ustilaginaceae. Bases 1 to 3399 code for a protein of 1132 amino acids. The record is from RefSeq and is a predicted model, not a curated record. The transcript has a single exon.